Molecule: messenger RNA, 1570 nt
Organism: Hibiscus syriacus
Lineage: Eukaryota; Viridiplantae; Streptophyta; Magnoliopsida; Malvales; Malvaceae
Exons: 5
Coding region: 602-1417 (271 amino acids)
Source: RefSeq, a predicted model, not a curated record
UUACAAUGUCUGGUUAGGCCAAAGAGCCUACAAAAGGUUACCUCCAACAAGUGAAACGCCAGACAGGCAGGUACCGACUACAACAACAACACAUAAGAAAGCAUCAUCCACGUUUGAUCUUCCUGUCCCUUCUAUCAAAGCAUAUAUGUUUCUCUCUCUAGAAAAAAAGAAGAAGAAACUUGGUUUCCUUUUAUCUCUCUACUCGGGGGAAAACAAGGAAAAUUCACGCACCCUCUUCAAAAUCACCCAACUUUUCUUCAAUGGCCCAGCUGGACCAAAAUUUAUGUACAAGGAAAAACAAAAAAGAAAGGAAAGAUAGGGAGACAACGGUGAUAGCAAGAGGAGAUAUAGAUGCAUUCAAAAUGUCCUCCAAAUCAAUCCCACCUCACGAAACUCUGUCUUUACCAGAAAUACCCUUCUGUAAUCCCACCCCUGAAGAUCCCAUCUUCAUCUAUUUCUCCCAAUCUCACAAAAGAAACAAUUUUUACCACCGAGUUAUGUGGGCUUCUUUGGGAUUAUCUUGUUUCGGUCAGAGUUUUCACAGAGAAAACAGGGAGACGAGAACCUUACUCUAUAUCUUUCUCUUGUUUAGCUCUCUAAGAUGAAAGGAAUUGCUGUUCCUGCUGCAGUUAAGGAGUAUUCUCCUUAUGAUUUUUAUGAGGACAAAAGGGCACGGUUCAGGUAUCCGAGCCAUAUGGAAGAGUUUGAAGACUUGCACAAGGAAACGGAGUCCAUGAGAAAGAAAUUGCAGAUGAUGAAAGAGAAGAGAUCGACCCUGUUGGCUGAAGUCAAGUUUUUGAAACGGAGGCACAAGUUCUUGACGCAAAACCAAUCGUCGAACACCCCAUCAGAAAGACAAUUUUUGCAGCCACAGAACAUGGUGAUUAAAAGUAAAUCAAACAUGAAGGCAAAGAAAUCAACAGGGAAGGGUGCUUCGCUAAGCCGAGCUAUGGGUUUCGAUUUGAGCCAGAAGGGAAAGACGAACGGUGUAAAGGGAACCGGUUCCACUCGGCCUUCCCUUGUGUUUGACUUAAACAAGAAGCAUCAGAAGAGUUUCGGUGGAAAGGAGGAUCCUAAUUUGCGAAGUUCCAUAUCAGUUCUUGACUUAAACCAAAAGGAAAGGUUUUACAGUGGAAAAGAGGCCGCUGCUCGAAGCAUGAAACCUAUUUUUGACUUAAACCAGAUUUCGAGAGAGGAGGAAGAACUAGAAGCUCAAACUAAUGCAGCGAGAAAAGAGGAAGUGAAAAGUUCAAUCAGAAAGGGGAGUGAGGAGCAGCACAGUGAUAUUAAAAUAUCAGCCUGCAGGAACACUGGAAAUGGGCCAAAUAGAAGCAGGAAAAGAAAGAUCUCAUGGCAAGAUCAGGUGGCAUUGAGGGUUCAAGUCCCUUGCAAUACAAGUGCUUACUGCUUAGUUUGAGGGAUUGAAAUACUAGUGAGUUUAGCCACCCUCCUUUUUUUUAAAUUGCUCUUAUGUGGUUAUUUUCUUCAUUUGAUCUCUUAUGUAAAGAAAAUAUAGUUGCAUCUAUUGGAUUUAUAAAGAUAAAUAUAGUUUACUUGCAUCAUGAUCCAC